Meloidogyne enterolobii is the source of this 498-nucleotide messenger RNA. NCBI's taxonomy places the organism in Eukaryota, Metazoa, Nematoda, Chromadorea, Rhabditida, Meloidogynidae. The record is from the annotation of a GenBank genome assembly.
AUGCUCAAAUUUCUAAUAAUUCUAAUUUGUCUAGUAAUCAAAACCCAUUCGUGGACAUGGAGUGAUUAUCCAUCCCCUAGAGGACCAGAUUAUUCGAAAUGUCGUGUUUCACACCCAACAUAUGUUUGUGAUCCUGAUGGAAUGUUAACUGAUCAACAGAGAAAGGAAAUUGUGGACUUAGUUGAGGAUUUUAAGGAAAAAACUAGAAGACCAAAAUCCAGGCUUUUAUGCAUGAGGGAAGGACUUAAACUUGUUGUUGCCUUAGCAAAAGUUAAAAUUGGUUAUGAAGAUAGUUCAACAGGAUAUACACAUUUGUGUACAAAUGAUAGAAGAUGGACAUUAUCUGAUGGAAAUGAAUGUAAGUCAGAUGUGCAUGGAAUUGAGCUAAAUACAGAUGGGUUUCGUCAUUGCUAUAAGACCCGUUGGCUAAUGACCCUUCAAAAAGAUGAAUAUGACAAACUUAACAAAUCCGAGGUAAAAAUGAAUGAUCAAAAUUGA